UCAUUUCCCCUGUUUUCCCCCCGCCGGCGCCAACUAGUCUUUCAUCCAUCUCCGUUAACCGCUGACAUAGACCGCUCAUAACCGAAGAGGGUUCUAAGUCUUAAGUCUACGGAGCACAGAGUCAACUGAGUCAAGGCCGGUCGAGGGGACGACGAUUCGUACUCUCGUGCUCGCUGAUGUUGGAUCUUCAGCUUCCUAGCGGCAAUGGCAGCAGCAGAAGACCAUGAUCAUUUCUCAUCUCUCCUCUAAACGCAGUAAGUUUCUUGCUUUAGCUUCUGCCUGAUUCCUUUUCGGAAACAUGUUUCGCCCAAAUCGAAUCUACCCAUGAAAGAUUUGGAAAAAGGAAAAAAAGAAAGCGACUUGACCAGGGAAUCAGUGAAAUUGUCGGGGACGAUGAGGAGACAUAGAACUAGCUUCUAGAUGAGUGCUGCAGUUUUUCAUUUGGGAUGGCUGUGAGCUGAAUUCUGAGAUUCGGUUUCUUGUUUUGCAUCCAUGAUGUAUUGAGGUAUGACAUAUGUAUGUUACUACGGGUCUUUGCAGCCAUCUUUGAGUCGUCGGUAUAACGCAUUGGAUUGGAUUGGAUUGGAUCGGAUCGCGGCUGUUGAAUACUGUGGAAGAUUUGCAGAAUUGAAGGCUUUUUCAAAGUUCAAAGAUUGACUUUACCAACAAUCUGCUGAGCGAUGGAUGGGCAAGUGCUGAAAAGUUCUCGGGCGAAUUGUGUGGAUGAUUAUUGGGAUGAGGAGCAACUGUUACUUCACUAUCAUUUCUUUGGUGAAGCUGGCCACCCACAACAUGGAAACCCUCAAUUCCCAAUUGAUGAAGCUUUAGCUAGGCAGUUGCAGGAGGGUGAUUGGGACAUUCCGGUUGAUGAAGCACUCGCCAGACAAUUGCAGGAGCUAGACGGGGUUUGGGAUGGAACGGAUGAUGAUGCUCUAGCUUUACAGUUGCUGGAGAUGCAGAAUUCAUUGGGAACAAUGUCGUUGAGCAAACCUCGUAGAACCGCAACAAGACCAGGGAAAACUCUCCAUGGAUCAAGUUCUUCUUCGGCUGCAAAUCAGGACAACAUUGACAUUGAUAAUAUGACGUACGAGGAAAUUAGUCAGUUACAAGAGUCGAUCGGUGAAGUCAGCAAAGGUCUGUCGAAGGAAGUAAUGUCCAGGCUGCCAACUUACAAAUACAAAUCUUCAAGGAGAGGGAGAAAGUUGAAAGACGAUGACAUAAAGUGUGUGAUAUGCCAAACCGAGUUCAGCAAUGGGGACAAGCUGAUCGCUUUGUCCUGCCUGCACAAAUUUCACGACGAUUGUAUCAGAGGCUGGUUCAAAAACGAAAAGACUUGCUGCAUUUGCAAGGAGGAGGUCGACGUUUGAUUUCGGGUUAUCGGAUUCGCGACAGAAGAGAUCCACUCUAUUUCUACCGUCCUGUUUUCUGUAUUAACAAUUAGAGUGCAGUUCUUUCAUGCUGUUCAAUAUCUCUUCUCUUCUUAUAAACAAGUUCAGCUUCAUUCUGCUUACCACUAUCAUUCAUGUAAUGGAUAGAGAAUGAGUAUCACUGGAGCUGCUCAGAACUUGAUAGCUAGCUAUAACAGGGCAGGUGUUGGUGUUGGUAAUGUUGUUUAUAAGGUUCUCUUUCGACUCUUUCCCAACUCUUAGACGGCCAUAAAGCAGAGUAAUUUGAUAAAGGAACAUUGUUAAU
Linum trigynum is the source of this 1692-nucleotide messenger RNA. Lineage: Eukaryota; Viridiplantae; Streptophyta; Magnoliopsida; Malpighiales; Linaceae. The record is from the annotation of a GenBank genome assembly.